Momordica charantia (bitter melon) is the source of this 2032-nucleotide messenger RNA. Its product is annotated as putative serine/threonine-protein kinase PBL19. Gene Ontology annotation, biological process: protein phosphorylation. Gene Ontology annotation, molecular function: protein kinase activity; ATP binding. NCBI's taxonomy places the organism in Eukaryota, Viridiplantae, Streptophyta, Magnoliopsida, Cucurbitales, Cucurbitaceae. The record is from RefSeq and is a predicted model, not a curated record.
CCUCGCACAGUUAGACAAAGAUUUUAUUUUAUUUUAAAAAAAUUUUCUUGCAAGGAAAAUCGGAGGAAAAGGGACGCAUGUGAAUGCGAUGACUUUUCGUCAAGAAGCCGUCGGAAUCUUCUUUUAACCGCGCGCCAUGCGUCACUUGUUCGAUGCAGUUGGUCGCUCGAAUUCAUGGAAAUCAGCGCAGAAUGUUGAAAGGUCUUUCUUCUUCUCCUCCUCUUUCCUGGUUUUUUCCGUUUGCGUCCAAAAUUUUGAUUCAGUUCCAUUCCGUAGCUAUUUCUUAUGGAUAAUCAAAAUCUUUUCUCCCGUUUACUACACGACAUCUUCUUCUUUUGAUCGUAACCGUGUCUACGUAGGCUCUGCGCUGUUUUAACUGUUCAAUCUCGUUUGCCGCUUUUGGUUCGACAUAUAUGUGGGAUUUCUCUACCGUGUAGCACCGCUUCGUUCAAUUGUUUGUCGUGUUCUGAUUUUGCGUAUGUACAUUUCUUAGCAUCCAAGCAUCUAGUUCAAUUUUCCUCAGUUGAUUGAUUUUGGACGCAAUUUGCUGGUUUUUCCCUCUUUCUGCUUGUGAAUUUCUAGUUCCGUUUUCAAUUUGACUUUUGUUGGUGUUCUGGAGUUCUGGAUUGGGUACGGGUACCCUUUCGUUUGCAACUUCUUUUUUUGCGAGUGAGUUGGAUGAUAAAAGUCACCGCCGCUUGAGUUUUAGCUUUUUUUAAGUAUGGGUUGUUUCUUCAAUUUUAAACGAAAAACUAAGAUCAAAAGAGGUGUUGGAGAAUCGAAUAAGGAACUGAGCCAAAGGAAUAAAUCGGAUCGUAAAACUACCAAUCGUGGGAUUGAAGCAUUGGAAACUUUGCCUUUGCCGCGGAGUAUACCUGAAUUGUACAAAGAGAAGGAACAUACUCUGAGAGUCUUCACUUUGGAAGAGCUAAAAAAAGCGACAAAUGGGUUCAAUAGGACGCUUAGGAUUGGAGAAGGCGGCUUUGGGAGUGUAUAUAAGGGGAAAUUAAGGCUUGAAGGUGAUCGGGGAGAUGAAAUCAUAGUUGCCAUUAAGAGGCUCAAGCCAAAUAGCUCACAGGGUCAUAAACAAUGGCUUGCAGAAGUUCAAUUUCUUGGUGUCGUUAGUCACCCAAACCUGGUAAAACUUCUGGGAUACUGUUCAGAAGAUGGAGAAAGAGGGAUCCAACGACUGUUAGUAUAUGAAUUCAUGCCUAACGGAAGCCUAGAAGAUCAUCUCUUUAGCAGGAGUAUGCCUCUUUUGACUUGGAAAUCAAGGCUACACAUUAUCCUUGGUGCAGCUCAAGGAUUGGCUUAUCUACAUGAAGGAUUAGAAGUCCAGGUGAUAUAUCGCGACUUCAAAUCAUCAAAUGUGCUAUUGGAUGAAGAAUUCUCUGCAAAACUUUCAGACUUUGGGCUUGCUAGAGAAGGACCGACUGGUGAUGAUACACACGUGUCCACUGCAGUGGUUGGGACAUAUGGAUAUGCAGCGCCCGAAUAUGUCGUCACUGGACAUUUAACAAUGCAAAGUGAUAUAUGGAGUUUUGGAGUAGUGCUGUAUGAGAUCCUGACGGGUAGGCGGGCUCUGGAAAGAAAUCGACCAACSGUUGAGCAAAAGCUACUGGAGUGGGUGAAACAGUUUCCUGCAAACAGCAAAAGGUUCAAGACGAUAAUAGAUCCUCGGCUUCAAAACCAGUAUWACCUGGCUGCAGCUCGAAAAGUAGCCAACUUAGCCAACCAAUGUCUCAACAAGACUGCAAAAGAUCGACCAAUGAUGUCGGAAGUGGUCGAAAGCCUGAAGCAAGCAUUAGAAGAAUCAUAGGAGAGAGUUUAGUUAAGAGGAUUCCUGUUGGUCAUCCGGGUGUUAAGUGAGAAAAUCUGAAUUCUGAAAUGGCUGAUGCUGAAACUUCUCAUCUCAACAACAGCCACAGAAUAAUGAAACAAAUUGGUAAUUGAGCAAUCAAUUUUUUGUAUGAUGGCUUAGUAUAGCCCUGAUUAUUAUAUUAAUAUUGCUCUGAUUAUUCAUCCAUCUGAA